AAGGACGCCUCUGUCAUGGAGACACCCUGUUCCUACAAAUACUGCUGUCCUUUGACCCUUGCCUGUCCCACCACCAUGGGUCUGGAGCUCUACCUGGACCUGCUGUCCCAGCCCUGCCGUGCCGUCUACAUCUUCGCCAAGAAGAACGGCAUCCCUUUCGAGCUGCGCGCCCUGAAUCUGCUCAAAGGCGAGAACAGGAACAAGGACUUCCUCCCAACUGAUGGCCUGCAGAGGUUGCCUGUCCUCAAGGAUGGUGACUUCUUCUUGGGAGAAAGUGUGGCUAUCCUGAUUUACCUGAGCAUCAAGUAUCAGACAGCGGCUCACUGGUACCCUCCUGACCUGCAGACCCGCGUGCGCAUCCAUGAGUACCUGGGCUGGCAUGCUGACCACAUCCGUGGCACGUUUGGUGUGUCCCUGUGGGCCCAGGUACUGGCACCGUACAUUGGGAUUCAGGUGCCUGAGGAGAAGAUGAAGCGCAAUAGGACUGCCGUGGACUGUGCACUGCAGCACCUGGAGGACAAGUUCCUGAGGGACAAGGCCUUCCUCAUUAGCCAGCAGGUGACGCUGGCAGACCUCAUGGCGCUGGAGGAGCUGAUGCAGAUUGUGGCUCUUGGCCAAGACCUGUUUGCGGGACGGCCACGACUGGCUGCAUGGCACCAGCGAGUGGAGGCUUUCCUGGGUGCUGAUCUGUGCCAGGAGGCUCACAGUGCCAUCUCAAACAUCCAGGAGCAGGCAACCAACAAAAAACUUCCAGAUCUUCCCUCAGAAGUUUAUUCAUAUAUGCUGUUUCGUAUAUCCAGUAUCCCCUGAAGGGUGUGGGGUAAGGUUGAUUGGGGGGUCAGAAGAUUAACAGUGUUCAUUCUGUUUCUUACUGGUCCCUUCUUACCUUUUCCAUCUUGUCUCCGUCUCUUGUCUCUGACUUCUGGAGGAAAUCGUCACAGGUGGCACAUUGCCCUUGGCAGUGCUUCUCUUUAGGUGUAGCAGAUGUAAUCAAUAAAAGAUUAAAACUUA
Messenger RNA from Pteronotus mesoamericanus, 1011 nucleotides. Its product is annotated as glutathione S-transferase theta-2B-like. The coding region runs from base 16 to 810 and encodes 264 amino acids. NCBI's taxonomy places the organism in Eukaryota, Metazoa, Chordata, Mammalia, Chiroptera, Mormoopidae. Gene Ontology annotation, molecular function: glutathione transferase activity. Gene Ontology annotation, cellular component: cytoplasm. The transcript is spliced from 5 exons. The record is from RefSeq and is a predicted model, not a curated record. Gene Ontology annotation, biological process: glutathione metabolic process.